Molecule: messenger RNA, 303 nt
Organism: Dovyalis caffra
Lineage: Eukaryota; Viridiplantae; Streptophyta; Magnoliopsida; Malpighiales; Salicaceae
Source: the annotation of a GenBank genome assembly
AUGGGCAUGAGAUGUAUUGUGAAUGAUAUAGAUGAUGAAGUGAUUGUUAUCGAGGUAACCGAACCAAGUAUGAAGCGAGAUGAAGAUUGGGAAGAAGAUGAAGAGAAUGAAUUUAUGUCAUAUAUCCCGGUGUAUUUUGUGAUGGGUUGGGAAGUAUGGGUCGUGAAAGGGCCUAAGUGGGCCAAGAUUAGUGAGUUUGAUCCGGGAGAGAUAGGUUGGGCUAUGCUCUCAUUUGAUGGGUUGAAAGUUGUCGAUAAAAGGUUAUUGUGGGCUACAACGAUUGGAGUUAAAGUUGCUCGAUGA